AUGGAGGCCGCCGCCGCCAGUUGCGAUGGCGAGGCCGUCGACAGUGGUAGACGAGGCCUCCGCAUCGCCGCCAUCUUCAUCAUCAUGAUCGCCUCCCUCCUCGGCGCCUUCCUCCCCAUCCUGCUCAACCGGCAGACCAAGAUGCACGUGCCCAAGUUCACCUUUUUCGUCUGCAAGUACUUUGGCACCGGCGUCAUCAUCGCCACGGCCUGGAUGCACCUCCUCGCCCCCGCCAUCGAGCAGCUCGGGGACCCCUGCGUGCAGCAACGCUGGCUCGGCAGCUACCCCUGGGCCCUGUGCAUCAGCCUCAUGACCGUCAUGGUCAUGUUCUUCAUCGAGCUGCUGGCCUCGCACUACAGCCACGACGUCGACCACGCCCACGGCGCCGGCUCCGACUCGGACGCGGACCCAAAGGACGAGGCUCUCGCCGCCCGUCGAGCCGGCCGCCGCGCCGACGGCGCCGCCGGUCCCCGCGGUCCCGCCGCCGGUCGCGCCCUCGCCGAGCCUUGCCCCCACGUGGACGUCGAGACGGGCACCGCCCUGCCCGGACGCCCCGACGACGUCAGCUAUCCGCCGGGCGGCGAGGAUCACCUCGCCCACAUCCGCGAGCACGAGGACGGCGACACGGCCGGCGUCGCCGGCCAGCUGACGGCCAUCUUCAUCCUCGAGUUCGGCGUCGUCUUCCACAGCGUCUUCAUCGGCCUCACCCUCGGCACCACCGACGGCGCCGGCCUCGUCACCCUCCUCGUCGUCCUCGUCUUCCACCAGAUGUUCGAGGGCCUCGGCCUCGGCUCCCGCCUCGCCCUCGCCCCCUGGCCCAAGCGCAAGCGGUGGCUGCCCUACCUCCUCGCCAUGGCCUUUGCCCUCUCGACGCCCGUCGGCGUCGCCGUCGGCAUCGGCGCCCAGCCUUCCAACGCGCCCACGCAGAAGCUCGUCAACGGCCUCUUCGACUCCAUCAGCGCCGGCAUCCUCAUGUACACGGGCCUCGUCGAGCUCCUCGCCCACGAGUUCAUGUUCAACCCGCACAUGCGCCGGUCGCCCCUGAAGAUCCAGCUCUUUGCGUUUGCCUGCGUCGCCGCCGGCGUCGCCCUCAUGGCGCUCCUGGCCAAGUGGGCGUAG
Messenger RNA from Drechmeria coniospora, 1119 nucleotides. Its product is annotated as membrane zinc transporter. Lineage: Eukaryota; Fungi; Ascomycota; Sordariomycetes; Hypocreales; Ophiocordycipitaceae. Gene Ontology annotation, biological process: zinc ion import across plasma membrane. The record is from RefSeq and is a predicted model, not a curated record. Bases 1 to 1119 code for a protein of 372 amino acids. Gene Ontology annotation, cellular component: plasma membrane. The transcript has a single exon. Gene Ontology annotation, molecular function: low-affinity zinc ion transmembrane transporter activity.